Angiostrongylus costaricensis is the source of this 1557-nucleotide messenger RNA. NCBI's taxonomy places the organism in Eukaryota, Metazoa, Nematoda, Chromadorea, Rhabditida, Metastrongylidae. The record is from the annotation of a GenBank genome assembly.
AUGCAUCGAUCUGAACGUACGUAUUCACUAUCAACACCGCUCUCCCCGGAGUUGAUCGCUUACCUUCGCGAAUCUAUGAGCGAGCUGAAGUUUGAUCCGCCCUAUGUGUUUGUGAUUUUUGGUGCAUCUGGUGAUCUUGCAAAGAAGAAAAUUUACCCAACUUUGUGGUGGCUUUUUCGCGAUUCGCUGCUUCCCAUUAAUACCACUAUUGUUGGUUUUGCCCGAUCCGAUCUUACUAUGGCAAAGUUGAGGGCAUCGUUUGAGAAAGCCUGUAAGAUCCAUGAUGGUGAAAAGCAGAAGUUUGAGGAAUUCAUAAAAAGGUGCGCCUACAUGAAGGGCCAUUAUGACAAACCAGAAGGUUUUGAACACCUGAAAAUAUUCAUCAAUGAACUUCAGGCUAAAAACAAUAAUCAACCCGUCAACCGACUGUACUAUCUAGCAGUUCCGCCCGCUGUUUUCGAGUCCGUUACGUAUGAGUUGAGCACACACUGUAUGGAUAAUGGAGAUUCCUGGACUCGUGUGGUCAUCGAAAAGCCUUUUGGGCAUGAUUUGCAGUCGUCUACGAAGCUGUCCAACCAUUUAUCUAAGCUGUUCAAAGAGGAGCAACUGUAUCGUAUAGAUCAUUAUCUUGGAAAAGAAAUGGUACAGAAUCUGAUGGUGCUUCGCUUUGGUAAUCGCUUUCUUGGACCGUCAUGGAAUCGUGACAAUAUCGCCUCUGUUACAAUUUCCUUCAAAGAAAGUUUUGGCACUAAAGGUCGUGCAGGAUAUUUUGAUACUGCUGGUAUUAUAAGAGAUGUGAUGCAGAACCAUCUAAUGCAAAUUUUAACGCUGGUAGCAAUGGAGAAACCUGCUAGUCUGAAUACUGAAGAUAUUCGAGAUGAAAAGGUCAAAGUUCUAAAAGCAAUAAAACCCGUGAAGUUGAAACAUAUUCUAUUGGGUCAGUAUGUAGCUAAUCCAGAAUGCUCACAUCCAGACGCUUCGGCAAGUUAUAGAGAUGAGCAAGAUGUUCCACAGAACUCUUUAACCCCGACAUACGCCCUUGCAAUUCUCUAUGUGCAUAAUGAAAGAUGGGAAGGAGUACCGUUCUUCCUGCGCUGUGGAAAAGCUCUGAAUGAAGAUAAAGCUGAGGUUCGCGUACAGUUCAAGGAGGUUAACGGCGACAUCUAUCCACCUGGUGAAUUGAAGAGGAGUGAACUUGUAAUACGAGUACAACCUAAUGAGGCCGUAUAUCUGAAGUUGAUGACUAAGAAGCCUGGUAUGGGGUUUGGUGUCGAGGAGUCAGAACUUGACUUGACCUAUAAUGACAUACGUUUACCUGAUGCAUACGAACGACUUCUUCUCGAAGUGUUUAUGGGAUCUCAAAUUAAUUUCGUUCGCACUGAUGAACUGGAGAACGCGUGGCGUGUAUUUACUCCAAUUCUUCAGCAAACGAAGGAUAUAGAACCGGUAUUCUACAAGUUUGGAAGCCGCGGUCCGAAAGAAGCCGAUGAAAUGAUGGAAAAAAAUGGCUUUAUCUUCUCAGGGACCUAUAAAUGGCUUUCACCAAAUAAGCUAUGA